AUGUCCUAUAACCCGGAACGAGCGUGUCAAUACUGCAAGUCCUUGGCGCAUAUUGAUAAAUACUGCCCUGGAUUUAAGACUUGCAUCUACUGCAAAGGGGACCAUAACAUCAUCAAGUGCACGAAGAUUACGUGCAGAAGAUGCAAAAUUAAAGGGCAUCAUCAAGUAAUCUGCCCGAAUACGUCAGAGUACAUUGGCUUGGACCCGGUGCUAGGGGGAUCGAAGCAACAUGGGAUUUUCACCACCAAGAGGCCGAGCUCAGCAUCAGAACUGAUCUCUUUCAAAAGACAGAGGACAUUGGACCCUUACACUUCAGUAAAUCUGAAUAUAUCUGUCCAGUCACCCGAGCAUUCGGACAAGAAGUGGGUUGCUAUCGAUGAAAGCGUGAGGGAUGAGCUUUCACUGCAAGAAAAAUUCAUCUUUCCAUACCUUAAGCCACUGUGCAGUGAAAUGAUCAGUGAACUUAUGCAGGGAUUAUUACCGGGAUCAUCAUCGCCUCAUUGCAAUUACCCUGAGAUCAUUGAUGAGCAUGGUGGUGUGGAGAAAGUAACAGAAUCUCUGAUCCACCUUCUAAGUCCACACAUUAUCCAGUUCCAGGGCCAUGAAGUAACAAGAACUGCACUGAACGCAAUUAUCUGUCAACAAAUUGAUAGUAAUGAGCCCUGGAAUAUGCCUUUAGGUUACGCAAGCAUUGUAUGUGAUGACCGAGAUACAUUAUGGUGGAGGUUAUAUAUAGGCCAAUGCUCUUUAUCAUGGCGGCGGAUUGUGUGCCAACAUGCCCAGCAAAUUAUCAAGGGAUCAACAGCAAGUCUCUACUACUUUAGUCUGUGGAUAGGAAACGGUCAUCGAUAUGCUAGGUUUAUCAAGCUUUGGGGUUUUCCUAAGGACACUGUGACUGAUGGAUGGUAUCAAGCCUGCAGCAAUCUACUUGAGGCCCUGUUCUGCAGAGCUUUCAGGACCCAUCACGGAAUGUUGAAUCGACUGGGAUCAAAGUACCAUAAUGAUGGUAAGGCCUCAACCUUGGGAUGGGGUCUUAAUAUAAUGUCACCGCUCGUGCAGGGAAAUUUGGCCCUGAACAAAGAACUUCGGACCAAGGCAAACAUUGGUCCCAGUAAGGCACCAGAUCGACAGAUCCAAUACUGGGCCGUUUUCAACUCACGACAGAAGGCAGCUGCUGAGAAGAAUAGAGGAAAAGAAAGUAUUAAGGCUGUGUUCGAGAGAGAUUUCGACGCUGCAUUACAACUCGCUUUGAAUAAUGACGAAGAGGCCUUUAACAUGGUCAGAGAAUCACUCCAGCUACAACAAGAAACGUCCGAUUUCAGUGAAAAUUUGGCUCAUAUACCCUUUUGUGGUAGUUUGACCUCCAAAGUGGCCGCAAUUCUUGACUAUGCUGCUGUUUCAGGGGCGAAUGAUACGCCCAUGAGAGCUAGUAAUAAUGAUGACAAGCAGCACAUGCUCACAAUCCCAUGGUCUCUAGAUGGAUGUGGCUUUACUGAGGGAAAUAUUCUCAUCUGGACCUACGACUUUAAGAGUUUUACGAGUAUAGGUCUUAAGCAUCUUGGUCAUGAUAUUCUGACAGAUCCUGAUGCCAGAAAGUUCCAUGAAACUUUGCUCGCAACCAGCCAAGCUAAGAUUAUUUUCCUAUGUGGGCCUCAACCAGAGAAGCUUAUACGAGCCAUUGUGAGGUCUUCGCGCCAUACUCUGUCUCUACGCGGAUUUGACUACCCACUCUAUCGUGACCCCUUACGGGAUCGUCUUUUUAUCUGCUGUCCUCCUCUACCUGCAGAGAUCUGGUCCGUUAGCACAAGACAUAGUAUCAAGAUAAGCGAGGCUCUGAGAUUUGCAGUUAACUUCAUCCCAUCGUUAAAGUACGAAAUUCGACCGUUUUUCUGUGAAAACAGCAGCGUUAUUGGUUAUAUCUUGCGCCAAGCAAGGAAAGAAAGACUCGGAGGAGAAGCUCUGAUUGCUGACACUGUGGACGAGGGUGUCCGGCUCUGGCUAGCCAGAAGAAACAUGGGUCAAGCUGAAGAUAUCAAAGAAAUAGAGAAGAUUGCUGGCUCACUUACUCGCGGCCUCUUAAUGGUUUUGAAAUUCCUUCCAAGGAGACCGAAAAGUGAUGGGAAUGAAUCCAAAGAAAGAAGCCCGCAGCCCAGCAGGAGAGCCACUGAAAGGGUGAGGGUUCAUGAAUCCUUCAAUGUGGAGCAGUAUCAAAAGAUAGGAGACUUUGUUCACAAGCAUCUAGACGAGCGGGAGGUAGAUUACAGAAACCGUUUAUCUCGGCUGUGUGCGGAGUCACCGCGGCCUCAAGACAAGGAGAGAUGUUCUACUAGCUCUGAUAAAGGAGGAAGUGAUGCGCCAUCCACUGAUUCGGAGUCUAUUGCAGCACUGAAAUGCUUUUCACAAUUGCAGGGUCAAGAAUUUCAGACGGGCGCAGCAGAAAUGAAAGGACUGGUAGAACAGUGUCAGGCCGAGGCAGGAGAUAGGGCCUACGAAGCUCCCAUUGAUAUCCUUCAAGGCCUUACAGCCAGAGUUAUAGGUGAAGGUUUUCUUGACCCCGUCGGUGUCACUGCUGCACAGCCCCUCAUCGCUGGGGCUAGUGACAAGAAGCGGCAGGGCGUGAAAAGUGUGGUGUGGAAGAAUGAAGACGUCCGAAAUCGUGAAUAUAGCUAUAAGCUUAAAGACCAGCUCAAGCGCCACAUCUAUAUCUACUAUUGCGAGAUUCGGUUCCCGGCUAAUAUGGAUGUCUUAGAUGAAAUGGUCUUUAUCAAACUAGAGCUUUGUCCUUUGGGAGAAAUACAUACAAGUCUAUAUGCAACCUCAAGCUCUGAAGCUCACGAUGAUCCGGCCCUACGUCUAGCCUUCCGGGUUAGAUACAUCGAUUCUCUCGGUCGUGAAGUGGUAUACUAUGCAACAAAUCCAGCCAUUAGUAUGGUUUUCAGGGCGAAUACCUUGGUGGAGGUUCUGGAGAAGAAAUCAUUGGAAGACAUUUCGCAGUUCCCGAGACGGUUUAUCCACAUUGGUAGUCAAAAUAAUGCUCAUCCCUUGCUUGAACGCUUUAGGCGUGGGGGGAAUACCAGCCCACUUCCUCGUUAA
This is a messenger RNA of Aspergillus tubingensis, 3093 nucleotides long. RefSeq names its product bestrophin, RFP-TM, chloride channel family protein. Lineage: Eukaryota; Fungi; Ascomycota; Eurotiomycetes; Eurotiales; Aspergillaceae. The record is from RefSeq and is a predicted model, not a curated record. The transcript is spliced from 3 exons. Bases 1 to 3093 code for a protein of 1030 amino acids.